Fomitiporia mediterranea MF3/22 is the source of this 450-nucleotide messenger RNA. RefSeq lists its product as uncharacterized. The record is from RefSeq and is a predicted model, not a curated record. NCBI's taxonomy places the organism in Eukaryota, Fungi, Basidiomycota, Agaricomycetes, Hymenochaetales, Hymenochaetaceae. The transcript has 2 exons. The coding region runs from base 1 to 450 and encodes 149 amino acids.
AUGUCGUAUAGGAAGAGACGAAAUCAAAAUAAUCAGCCAGAAGUUCAUUCUCCCGCGCAAAGCGAAUCCACACUGGUCCCCGACAACGCAGACGACUCCAAGAAAGAAGACUUAUUCAAGUUGGCAGGGUCAAAGGAUAAUAUCGAAAUGCUCCCCUUGCAUCGUUGUCUCGAACGGUCUGCCUCUGAUUUCGGUCGUGAAGAUCCUGCAGAUACAAUACUGCGACGUCCAAGAUUACUAAGGCGACUUCACUCGAGCUCCUCACUGUCACUGUUCAGAGUUAUGCUAACUAGACCGGCGCCUGUGCAUACCUCGGAACUCGUUCCUCGACCAACGUAUCUGAUGACACGCUUUGUGCCUCGCCGCCUUAGUUGCUGCCAAGGUCGCUCGCAGUAUUCAGCUUUCCAUCUCGAGACCUCCAAGACCAAUGCGUCAUAUUGCAAUCAGUGA